Syngnathoides biaculeatus (alligator pipefish) is the source of this 5592-nucleotide messenger RNA. It is a transcript of the gene eprs1, whose product is annotated as glutamyl-prolyl-tRNA synthetase 1. Gene Ontology annotation, molecular function: ATP binding; proline-tRNA ligase activity; glutamate-tRNA ligase activity. The coding region runs from base 293 to 5065 and encodes 1590 amino acids. Gene Ontology annotation, biological process: prolyl-tRNA aminoacylation; translation; glutamyl-tRNA aminoacylation. NCBI's taxonomy places the organism in Eukaryota, Metazoa, Chordata, Actinopteri, Syngnathiformes, Syngnathidae. The transcript has 34 exons. The record is from RefSeq and is a predicted model, not a curated record. Gene Ontology annotation, cellular component: cytoplasm; aminoacyl-tRNA synthetase multienzyme complex.
UACUGUACAUAUGUACGGACGUACUCUGAUCAUUCACACUUCAACCCAGUAGUUAAUGCAGUUGUGAAUCUUGAACGUUGGAAAAGAAGAAAAUGUUGCGCCGCCGAGCAGCAGUAGUGAGCCCCGUAGUUGGGUCGACGUCGCCAGACUAAACCACGAAGAAGCUCGCCCUCCUCUGGCUCCUCUUGCGGUUGAAUGUGGCGUGCUUGUCGGGCUUGGCUUGACUGCUUGCACCACCAGGAGCUGUAGGCGCUUUUAAGUACACGGAGAGAAGACCCAACCAUCACACACCAUGCCGUUAAAGCUCAUCAUCAACACUAGCAACCCGCCUUUAGGAGCCCUCCUGACUGCUGAGCAUGUGAAAGGAAGUGUGCAACUAUCGCUGGAGGAAGGCAAGGACACCCGCCUUCAAGUCUCAGAUGCCAUCCAGUUCAGUGAUGCAACCUCCAUCAUUCGCUAUCUGGCGCGGGUGGCGCCAUCUCUCGGCCUAUAUGGAGCCAACCUGAUGGAGCAGACUGAGGUGGACCACUGGCUAGAAUUCAGCAGCCGUCGUCUUUGCGGCCAGCCUGAUUUGAGCGUGUCUCUGGCUGAGCUGAACAAGGCCUUGUCGCUGAGAACCUUUCUGGUGGGCCACGCCCUUACCCUGGCCGACCUGUCAGUGUGGGCCGCUCUCAAAGGUCACAGCGACUGGGCCAACAAGGACAAAGAGUUCAGCCAUGUCAGUCGCUGGUUCUCCUUCCUGAGUUCUCAGGUUCCCUUUACCGGCUUGGACAACAAAUACACCAGCAAGAAAGCUCUACCAAGCAGGCCUAAUUUGGAGUCCAAGGAGAAGAAGGCUGACCUCGGCAAGUUUGUGGACUUACCAGGAGCCGAGAUGGGCAAGGUGGUGGUUCGAUUUCCACCUGAAGCCAGCGGAUAUCUCCAUAUAGGCCACGCCAAAGCCGCCUUGCUCAACCAGCACUACCAGGUCACCUUUAAAGGGCAGCUCAUCAUGCGCUUUGAUGACACCAACCCGGAGAAGGAGAAGGAGGACUUUGAAAAGGUGAUCCUGGAGGACGUGGCAAUGCUGCAAAUUAAACCGGACCAGUUCACCUAUACCAGUGACCACUUCAGCAACAUCAUGCAGCUUGCCGAGCAGCUAAUGUCAGAGGGAAAGGCCUACAUCGACGACACGCCCCCCGAGCAAAUGAAGCAGGAGCGGGAGCAGCGCACCGAGUCCAAGUGCAGGAAUAACACUUUGGAGCAGAACAUGAAGCUAUGGGCAGAGAUGAAAGCCGGCACCGAGCGUGGUCAGAUGUGUUGCAUGAGGGCCAAGAUUGACAUGAACUCCAACAACGGAUGCAUGCGGGACCCCACAGUGUACCGCUGCAAGAACAUCCCCCACCCACGCACGGGAAGGACAUACAACGUCUACCCAACUUACGACUUCGCCUGCCCCAUCGUGGACAGUCAGGAAAACGUGACUCAUGCACUAAGAACCACCGAGUACCACGACCGUGACGAGCAGUACUACUGGUUCAUCGAUGCACUGCGCCUCAGAAAGCCAUACAUCUGGGAGUACUCCCGCCUCAACCUUAACAACACGGUGCUAUCCAAGCGCAAGCUGACGUGGUUUGUGGAGGAGGGAUAUGUCGAUGGAUGGGACGACCCCCGCUUCCCUACAGUUAGAGGUGUCCUGAGGAGAGGCAUGACAGUGGAGGGCUUGAAACAGUUCAUCGCAGCACAGGGUGGCUCUAGGUCAGUAGUCAACAUGGAGUGGGACAAAAUCUGGGCCUUUAAUAAGAAGGUAAUUGAUCCAGUAGCGCCCAGAUACACAGCUCUAUCCAGCUCCUACGUGGUUCCAGUAUCUGUGCCAGAGGCAACAGAGGACAUGAAAGAAGUAGCCAAACAUCCAAAGAAUUCCGAGGUAGGCAUGAAGCAGGUUUGGUACGGACCCCGAGUUUUGGUGGAAGGAGCUGAUGCCGAGACGUUCUCUGAGGGCGAGGUGGUCACCUUCAUUAACUGGGGCAACCUCAUCAUCACCAAGAUCAACAAAGGAGCCGAGGGUAAGGUCCUGUCCUUGGAGGCGCGUCUAGACCUGGACAACAAGGACUAUAAGAAGACCACCAAGAUUACCUGGCUGGCGGAGACUGCAAGUGCCCCCGUGCUCCCUACCAUCUGUGUGAACUACCAGCCCCUCAUCACUAAAGCGGUCAUCACCAAGGAUGACAACUUCAAGGAGUACAUCAACAAAAACAGCAAGAUUGAGGAGAAGAUGCUGGGAGACCCCUGUCUCAAGACACUGAAGAAAGGCAACAUCAUUCAGCUGCAGAGGCGGGGAUUCUACAUCUGUGACCAGCCCUACGAGCCAAUCAGUCCUAACAGCUGCAAGGAGAGUCCCUGUGUCUUAAUCUACAUUCCCGACGGUCACAUAAAAGAGAUGCCCACUGCCGGGUCCAAAGAUAAAGACAAGGACAAGAGGCAGCCACCGGCCAACGCACCAGCCCCUGCGAAAGCAACCCCAGCCGGUACCGUUGUGCCCACCUCCUCUGCCACAGUUAGUGAGGUCUUUUCAAAGAUCGUCACCCAAGGAGAAGCUGUCCGCCAGCUGAAAACAGCCAAAGCACCGAAGGAGGAAGUGGACAAGGCAGUGAAGCAUCUUCUUUCUCUAAAGGCUCAGUUUAAGGAACAGACUGGUUUGGACUACAAGCCGGGUAUGUCUUCUCCCGCCUCUGCCCCGGCUUCGGCUUCCCCGUCAGGAGACUGCGUUCCCUGCCCGUACACACGUGUCUCUCAGCAGGGUGAGCUUGUCAGGAAGCUGAAAGCAGAGCAAGCGCCAAAGGACCAGAUCGACACGGCGGUCAAGCAGCUUCUGGUGCUCAAGGCAGAGUUUAAAAAGUUGACUGGUCACGAUUACAAACCUGGGAUGGCCCUGACUACAGCUUCCCCUGCUCCUUCGUUUGCGACUCCUCCUUCGACUUCCUCCUCCCACUCCUUCUCUUCUUCUUCUGCCUCAUCCGACUUGUACGAACGUGUUGCACAACAAGGAGAGCUUGUGAGGAAACUUAAGUCACAAAAAGCCCCCAAGGACCAAGUGGAAGCUGAAAUCAAGCAGCUGCUUGCUCUUAAGGCCGAGUACAAGCGGGUCACUGGUGAGGAGUACAAACCGGGAGCAAUGCCCGCCCAGAAAGCCUCUACUCCCAUCCAGAAACCCUCAGCCCUGGUUCAGACCAAUGCUGGCUCGGUCACUGGCCUCUUUGAGAAGGUGGCUCAGCAAGGAGAUGUGGUGAGGAAGCUGAAGGCCGAAAAGGCACCCAAGGAUCAGGUGGAUGAAGCUGUGAAGAUGCUGCUGGACCUGAAGAACAAAUACAAGACGCUCACUGGCCAGGAUUACAAACCGGUGGCGGCAGCUGGUGGUGAGGACAAGAACCGCAAGGAGAGGGAGAACAAAUCCGAAAAGCAAGGAGGAGGAGGUGCUGCAGGAGGAGCCAAGAAAGGGAAAGGAGAUAAAGCAAGUCAUGUCAAGGAUCCCUCUGGAGGAGCAGGAGGCGCAGGAGAUGGUCAAGGACCCAAGAAGCAAACACGUUUGGGUUUAGAAGCUAAGAAAGAGGAGAACCUGGCAGAGUGGUACUCUCAGGUGAUCACCAAGGCGGAGAUGAUUGAGUACUAUGACGUGAGCGGUUGCUAUGUGCUGCGGCCGUGGUCCUUCGCCAUCUGGGAAGCCAUCAAGGACUUCUUUGACCGUGAGAUCAAGAAGCUGGGUGUGGAGAACUGCUACUUCCCUAUGUUUGUCUCUCAGGCUGCCCUUGAAAAAGAGAAGUCGCACAUUGCAGACUUUGCUCCAGAGGUUGCCUGGGUAACACGCUCAGGAAAAACCGAGCUGGCAGAGCCCAUUGCUGUACGACCCACCAGUGAGACAGUGAUGUACCCAGCCUAUGCCAAAUGGGUCCAGUCCCACAGAGAUCUCCCAAUCAAGCUCAACCAGUGGUGUAACGUUGUGAGAUGGGAGUUCAAACACCCACAACCCUUCCUGAGGACUCGGGAGUUCUUAUGGCAGGAAGGACACACGGCUUUUGCUACCAAAGAUGAGGCUGCCGAGGAGGUUCUUCAAAUCCUGGACCUGUACGCCAGAGUAUAUGAGGACCUGAUGGCAAUUCCAGUGGUGAAAGGCAGGAAGACUGAGAAGGAGAAGUUUGCAGGAGGCGAUUAUACAACCACCGUGGAGGCCUUCAUCUCCGCUAGUGGCCGAGCCAUUCAGGGUGCGACGUCCCACCAUCUUGGUCAGAACUUCUCCAAAAUGUUCGAUAUCACAUUCGAGGACCCAAAAAAGCCUGGCGAGAAGCAAUUUGCCUUCCAGAACUCCUGGGGCAUUACCACCAGGACCAUCGGCGUCCUCACCAUGGUGCACGGUGACAACAUGGGGCUGGUCCUGCCGCCCAGAGUUGCCUGCCUUCAGGUUGUUAUCAUUCCAUGCGGAAUCACGGCCUCGCUGGGAGACCAGGACAAGGAAGCACUCAUGAGCCAAUGCGCCAAAUAUGUCAACAGGCUGCAAGCUGCUGACAUCAGAGUGAAGAGCGACACCCGGGACAACUAUUCACCAGGGUGGAAGUUCAACCACUGGGAGCUCAAGGGGGUUCCCAUCCGUCUGGAGGUUGGUCCGAAGGACAUGCAGCAGCGCCAGUGCGUAGCUGUGAGGAGAGACACAGGCGAUAAAGUGACCAUUCCAGAGGCUGAGGUGGAGAAAAAGCUAGCCGCCAUGUUGGAAGACAUUCAGAGCUCCCUGUUCAAUAGAGCGUCAAAUGACCUAAAGACUCACAUGGUGGCUGCAGACACGAUGGAACAGUUCCAGAAGGACUUGGACUCUGGGAAGAUUGUGCAGAUCCCAUUUUGCGGUGGCAUGGAGUGUGAGGACUGGAUCAAGAAAACCACUGCCAAGGACCAGGACCUGGAGCCAGGAGCGCCAUCCAUGGGUGCUAAGAGCCUGUGCAUCCCUUUCUCGCCACUGAAGACGCUGCAGCCCGGUCAGAUGUGCGUCUGUGGCAAGGCGCUGGCUCAGUACUACACCAUGUUUGGACGUAGCUACUGAAGAUGGAAUUAUUGUUGCAGUAAAGGGCUUUUUUUUUUUUAAUUCCCUUUCUCUCAUCUACUCUGUUUUGUAUUGUAUUUCCCACAGGUGGCUUUUCAGUAGCACUUGUAUUCUUCUGUCAUUUUUUUUGUUUUGUUUUGUAUUUUUAACAGAAAAAAUGAUCAUUGGAUAGGGGGAUCUAAACCUCAGUUACAAGUGAGAGAAAUGAGCAGUUUUCAUUUAAUGGCAUCCAUAAGAUAUGAUAAUGAAUAAAGAGUGCAGUUUCAUUAUGGGCAAUUAAACGAUCAUUGUCAUAAAGUCCCUCAGAAUGACUGGCUGCCUCUCUCAGGUGCACUUAACUUCAUUUUUGGGUCUUUUUCUUUAUCAAGCUAGCUAUAGCAUUGACUCGUAAUCAAGAAAAAAAUCUUGUCGCUCUCCAGCAGCUCAAUCAUGAUGUACAACUGGGUUUGUGACUUUAAAAGCAAACUAUAGCCUCUGGCGUCACUAUUUAAACAACUUGUCUAAACAAUAAACUUAUUUCUGUGGUA